Molecule: messenger RNA, 1470 nt
Organism: Racocetra fulgida
Lineage: Eukaryota; Fungi; Glomeromycota; Glomeromycetes; Diversisporales; Gigasporaceae
Source: the annotation of a GenBank genome assembly
AUGAACUUUGAUAAUUUUGAAAAAGAUUUUGCCCGCGGUAAAUUAGGAUUAAAAGUGGAACCUGAAAAACCGAGUGCUAAAAGUAGGAGAGUCAGAGAAGCAAUAAAAGAUAUCGAAGACCAGGAAGAAAAAAUGCGAAUUAAAAAUGAGGAAGAAGAAAAAUGCUUAUGUAGCGAGGGCCAUGAAACCGAACCUUUUGCUAAUUGGUUAUUACAUUAUUUGCACAGUUUUUUUUAUUAUUAUCAAAGGCAAGAUUUAGAAAGUUUUGACAAGCCACAAAAGAUAAUGAGAUAUAACUUUGAUGAUAAAAAAUUAUUGCGAGAAAGAAUUAGAUUGUUGGAAAAAGAAAUUAACGAGGGUAAUGCUGAAAUAAUUAAUACUUUUGGCGGCGAACUAAGAAGUAUUAGCAACCAAAUAGAAAAAAUAAGUGAUUUAAGCGGUAAAAAUUAUGAAGAAUUUCAAAAUAUUAAUCAGACCUUGGAAAAUCUUUAUCAGAGGUUGAAAGAUUACUAUGAUAGCAAGAGCGGCCUAGCAGAUAAUUGUGCGAAAUUAGUUUUCUUUGACCCCCAAUACAGUAAAGUUAAAGAUGUCAUCAGAGUCCACCAAGCCCCCAUGAUUUAUCAGAAUCAAGAAAAUAUUAAUAAUUUCCUACAAGAAAUAAGUCGCAUUUUACAGCCUAAUGACAAAAGCCCAUAUAUGUUGUUAGGUUCUUUAUUCCGUAAUCAAGCCGAAUUUGCUUAUUUACUACAAAAGGAGCCUUUUAAUUGCCGGGAAUUUAGAGACCGCUCUUUUGCCGGGCUAAAUAAAAGAUUAAUUGAGGCAGUAACACAAAAAGGAGAUUUAGUAGUCGACCCUUGUGCCGGUUCUUUUACUGUUCUGAAUUCUUGCCUAGAAACUAAGCGGGAAUUUUUAGGAGCCGACAUUAAUUACUCACAGAUUAAAGAAUACAUGGUUAGAGCUCGAAUAGAUUUUUCCAGUUUGGUUCCAGAGGAAAAACAAAAAAUUUUUUAUCAAUAUCGUUAUAUGGGAACUUUUAAUAAAAAAAAAAAUAUGAAGUUACCCGAAUUAAUAACCAAAAAUCAAGAAAUAAAAACCAUCCUCCAAGAAUUAGACACCCAACUAAAAAACUCUUGCCAAAAAGCCGGUUGUCCGCCUACUUGUCGGCAGAUACCUACUUCACCCCAAAGAGUUUUAAAUCAGUUAAAAAUUAUGGAAAACCAAGCUGAUGAAUUGCUGGAAUUAGGAGAAAAAUAUCCAGUUUAUCAGGAACAAUUGAAGAAUUUUGCUCGGGAGCUAAAAAAAGAGGCUAGAAUAAAAGUUCAACAAGCCAAAGAACAAACUAAACAGCAAAAAAAAACUCGUUUAAAACAAAUCUACUCUUACUUCCGCCAACAAUUAAACAAACAAAACCUAAGAGACUCCCCUUACUUCACCCCUCACUUAGACUUACCCCCCCACUUAUCUCUUUAU